AUGGCUGAUAUACUUACUCCUAAUGAUAUCAAUCAGGCCCCAUAGGCUUACCUACAAGACCAAAUGGUAUCUCAUAAUUAAGCACCUGCUGUACCAUAAGCAUAACAAAAUAAUCCCAUUUUUGUAUAUGCUCCUCAAAUGUAAUAAAAAAAUCAAAUGACUUAUGCUAAAAAUCAAGUCCAACCUGUCUAGUACCCAUAAUUAUAACAACCUCAGCUAUAUCUUUAAUAACCUUUAUUACCAAAUUAAUAACAACAAUUACCUUAACCCUAAGUAACCUAAAAAUAGGAUACUUUGAAGCACUAGGAGCUAAGCUAAGCUGGUUAUAUGGAGAGAAGACAUUUUAACAUGUCAGUCUUAAAAUAUUUCUUAUUCUUUCAAGCUUUUGCUCUCCUUUUAUGUUUAUGUUCUUAUAGGAAUGGCUUCAUUAAGCUUUCUUAUAACUUGAGUGGGUAUUUCAAAUUACCCUUCUACAUUUUUGUUUCUGUAAUGAGCUUGUCUUUAUUAUAUUCAUACACAGCUCACAAAAAAUUAAGAGAUAAACAACUAAGAUUUAUUUUGCUUGUGGCUUAUACUUUGUCCUAUGGAUUUUUCUUUUAAGCUAUUUACUCCUCUACUUAUUAUUAUUAUAAUUAUUCCAAUUACGAAGGAGGUUAUCUCAAAACAUUCAGUGGUGAUGACGAGAUUGUAAUUAUCAUACUGUGCUUCAUCAAUCUUGAAACUUAUUCCUUAUUUUCCUAUUGCAUGUAGGAAGUUGAACAAUUAAGCAUAAAAAGUUAAAAUUAAUAAUUAUAUUUCUAGAAUCAUUCUGGUAUAUAGUUUUACCAAAUGUCACUUUCGGAGCUAUUCUGUUCUCUCUUUAUUACAAAUACGACAUAUUAUGUAUAUUGAUAGUAGUGAGUUGCUGUUAUGGAUUUUACCUCCAAUUUACACUAAAGAGAAUGACUUGUUCUAAGAAAGUAAAUUUUUAAUUAUAUUUUAGUUUAAAUUAAGAUCAGAUGAUGGUCAAUUUGCUGCAGUUUUGUUUAGCUUCCUGUUAUUGGUUCCAUUCUUUGAUUUGAAAUGCAAGAGCAAUGAAUAACAAGUGAAGAAACCCCAAAGUAAAAAUACUGAAUAGAAAAAUGUACAAUGA
Paramecium octaurelia is the source of this 1132-nucleotide messenger RNA. NCBI's taxonomy places the organism in Eukaryota, Ciliophora, Oligohymenophorea, Peniculida, Parameciidae. The record is from the annotation of a GenBank genome assembly.